Schistosoma spindalis is the source of this 1086-nucleotide messenger RNA. NCBI's taxonomy places the organism in Eukaryota, Metazoa, Platyhelminthes, Trematoda, Strigeidida, Schistosomatidae. The record is from the annotation of a GenBank genome assembly.
AUGAUAUCAUCUAACAAGUCAUAUUCCUGGGAUGAUCCAUACCUGUUUACUGCUCGCAAAUUUUACGAAGCUUGUUUAAAAGGUCCUUAUGAUUCCGCCGAUAAUGUUGGAAAUCAAUUACGUCAGUUAAUUUUAAUGUCAUUUGGUGAAUGGGAAUUAUUGACAUCACCUUCAACAAAUAGGACAAAUGCAUCUGACGGUGCUAGAAAUAUUCUAAAUUUGAGUCUGACUGAUAUAUACCUACCACUGUUAAGCGCAACAGGGCAUUCACCCUUGUUUUCAUUGGAUAUCAAUGAAAAGGAUAGAGCAAUUCGAGUUCAACAACUAGUUGAGGAAGUGAGAAGCUCCAUAUUUGAAUCAGUCACGCAAGCCACAUGGUUAGAUGACAGUACAAAACACUUUUUCAAGGACAAGAUUAAUCAAACCAAGGCUUUCAUUUUAUAUUCGAAUGUGAAUGGAUCAGAAAAAAGAGAAGAUCUUUCAUCAAUAUACGGAUAUCCUAUAAAUGCUGAAGAUCAUAUUUUAAAUGAGUAUUAUGCACAGAAAUCCAUAUAUUCAGAGAAAUUAAGAAGAAGCAUUAAAAAAUUUGCUAAAAUGUCGCUACGUGAUUCGCCAACUUAUUUACCUGAGGCCUACUAUUUAGCAAAUUUGAACCGCAUAUAUAUUUUUGCCGGAUUGAUGCAACCACCAUUUUAUGAAAAGGAUGAAGAUUCAUCCACCAGAUACAAUGGAUUGGGUUGGAUUAUUGCCCAUGAAUUUUUACAUGCUAUAGAUCUUAUAGGUGUUCUCGAAGAUGUUAAUGGGGAUCAACGACCAGCUAAGGAGUCUUAUGCUGGAAUGAUUGCGAAUAUGAAGAAAGCAGAUUGUCUACGAUCUCAUUACAAAAACCAUUCUGAUUCGUUUGAAAAGACUUUAUGUGGCCGUGUACAUAAGGAUUCACAACCGUACCACAAAUAUAACAUUAAUCACAUUCUACCUCAGUAUAGGGUGAUAGGUGCUUUGUCAAAUAUUGAAGAAUUUGCUAAAGCAUAUGACUGUCCAAUUGGUUCACCAAUGAAUCCUUUGAAAAAAUGUAAAUUGUGGUAA